Messenger RNA from Ictalurus furcatus (blue catfish), 2977 nucleotides. RefSeq names its product SUN domain-containing protein 2-like. Gene Ontology annotation, cellular component: meiotic nuclear membrane microtubule tethering complex; nuclear envelope. The coding region runs from base 782 to 1879 and encodes 365 amino acids. The record is from RefSeq and is a predicted model, not a curated record. The transcript has 16 exons. Gene Ontology annotation, molecular function: protein-membrane adaptor activity. Lineage: Eukaryota; Metazoa; Chordata; Actinopteri; Siluriformes; Ictaluridae. Gene Ontology annotation, biological process: nuclear envelope organization.
AGCGAAGUAUAUUUAUCUCAUAUACACAACUGGGUAGUUGAGGGUUAAGGGCCUUGCUCAAGGGCCCAGUAGUGGCAGCUUGGUGGUGCUGGAAUUUGAACUCAUUGAAGUCCAAUGUCUUGACCACUGAGCUACUACCACCCACUUUAAUAGGAUGAAUUUGUUGCCAUGAGCAACACGGAAUCAUGACAUCAUAGAACUUAUGAGCUUAUGACUGCGGUGCAUUCCGGAACUUCACCAUUUCCAAGAGACUGUAAGUAUUCUAAUCAACCAGAAAGCAGCAAUUCAAGACACAAGACAAAGUGUUAUGAAGGGGGUGAGAUGAAUUGUCCAUAAUGGAGAGCAGUUUGUUCAGUGACCUACACCUGACUGACUCAAACGUCUCCGGGUUUUGUCCAAUGAUAGUUUUGACCUUGCGAAUGAGUUUAUUGAUCCUGCUGGAAUCUCUGACAAUUAACAACACAAUUAAUUGUAUCCAGGCGUUCUAGCACAAGCUGGAUGAGAGUUGAGUUGUGGCUUCUUGAAGGAAACACUUCACAGAGUGUGUUUUGAGUGUUUCAUCUAUUCAAAUCACUGAUGACAUCUUUAAAAAGUGCUAGCCAAUGUGAUUUAGGACACAUUGUGACCCACUGCAAUCUAGAAACUUGAAUAAAGUAUUGUAAACAUACUGAAUGUUGUAAUUACAUGGAGCUUUGUUAUAACAGUUUUAUUUUUAGUGCCGUUUGGUAUUAUUGUUUAUGGCCCCUAGGCUCCGCUACCCAUCAUUUGAAGCUGUAUAUAAAUGUUUUGCCACAGUCCCGAACUGAUCUCGAAUGGGUAUUAUCAUCCCAAUCAACAAAUCUCCUAUGCAGAGCACCCCGUCAGGAGGAGGAACCGCACAGUUAGUGAACUCAGUGCACAGGAUUAUGAGAAACUGAAAGCAAAAAUGUUUCGCUAUGGACCCAGGUUGAUCUCGAAUGGGUAUUUUCAUCCCAGUCGACAAAUCUAUAUAGAGCACCCUGACAGGAGGAGGACAGUUGGUGAACGCACACAAAAUUAUGAGAGACUAGAAGCACGUCCUAUUCUCACUCCUGAACAACUGAUAGGUCAACAUACACUUCCUCCUACAGAGGGUCGUCCUCCUCCCGUGCAAGAAGCUGAAGAACCACCAGUCUUAAAUCACUUCACGCCCUCAAUAGUCACUUCCCUCAUGUAUUAUUUGUAUGUCUUUUUAGUGCUUGCCGUUCUUCUUACCAUGCUUUGCAGUGUUUUCCACAUGUCGGAAAAACAAUAUGUAAACCGCACAAUGAUACAAGUCAUAAAAAAGCAGACGCUAUCACGUGAGGAAUUGGAAAAAAUCAUACGCAGGGCACUGAGGACUAAUGAUACUGGAAUGACUGACUACGCAUUGGAGUCUUUAGGCUCCACUGUGAUAAUCAAUUCAGAGACCCACAAACCCAGAUAUUGCAGUCAGUUUGACUUCAGUAUAUGGUGCAAAAAGUAUGGACCUGAAACAGUUCUACAGCCGGAUAUCUUCCCCGGGAAGUGCUGGGGAUUUAAAGGAUAUAAAGGCCACCUGGUCAUUGCUCUGCCGCACCCUGUACUAAUCACCCACGUUACCAUGGAGCACCUGCCAAAACUGUUCUCACCUCCUCGCCACAGGAAAAGCGCAACGAAAGACUUUGCAGUUUAUGGAAUAGUCAAUGAGACAAAGACAGAGAAACUUCUGGGAAAAUUCACCUAUGACCAGAACGGAGAACCCAUCCAGACAUUCAACAUUCAGGGCUCUCCGAAUGAGAAGUAUGGGAUAGUGUCAUUGAGGAUCCUCAGUAAUUGGGGUCACCCUGAAUACACCUGUGUGUAUCGCUUCAGAGUCCACAGCCAGACAAGGAGUGGGUAAAAAAGGAAAUUAAGCAGGUGAAAAAAAAUUAAAUAGAAAUAAAAUAUAUAAAUAUAUCCAUUUAUAUUUUAUUUCUAUUUUUUUAAAAAAAAUUUCACCAGGGUGCACGGUGGCUUAGUGGUUAGCACGUUCGCCUCACACCUCCAGGGUCUGGGGUUCGAUUCCUGCCAGGACCAUGUGUGUGCGGAGUUUGCAUGUUCUCCCCGUGCUGCGGGGGUUUCCUCCGGGUACUCCGGUUUCCUCCCCCAGUCCAAAGACAUGCAUGGUAGGCUGAUUGGCAUGUCCAAAGUGUCCGUAGUGUAUGAAUGGGUGUGUGAGUGUGUAUGUGACUGUGCCUGGCACCCUGUGCCAGGACUGGCACCCUGUCCAGGGUGUACCCCGCCUUGUGCCUGAUGCUCCCUGGGAUAGGCUCCAGGUGCCCUGCGACCCUGAAGAAGGUAGUAAGCGGUAGAAGAUGGAUGGAUGAAAAAAUUUUCACCUGCUUAAUUUCAUUUUUUCCUCGUCUAGAUAGAUAGAUAAAUAAAUAAAUAAAUAAACGAACAAACAAACAAGUAAGGGACAGGUAAGGUAAGGCAGGUCAACUACGAGAACCAAAUGUUUGCUUACUGUGUAUAUAUUUAUCCCCGACCUUGAAAUGCGCCGUUGUUAUGAUAUAAUGAACAUUAUUCACUUCAUCUGUUAGUGGUUGUAAUGUUUUAGCUCAUCAGCGAAUAAUGACAUAAUCAAAAUCUACAUCCGAAUACCUGUAAAGCUGCUGGAACAAUGUUUAUUAUUAAAAGUGCAAUAUAAAGAAAUAAAGAAAUAAAAUAAAGUAAAUAAAAAAUAAUAAAAUAAACAAAAUAAAAAAUGAACAUACUAAAUAGAAGCAUGUUUGUUUCUAGUUGUUUAUAUUUGCAUAUGUAUAAAAAAUUAUAUAACAUCAAAUAAAUAAACAAAUAAAAUGAAUAAAAUGUUAUUGUUUGCUGUGGUUAUUAUGCAUCGUUUCAUAAAGUAAUCAUGGGUAUUGCACACAAACACACACACACACCCCAAACACUUUAAACCAAACACUGACAUUUGACCUUAUGAAAUGAUGAUCAUAGUAACAGAAGACAAUAU